This is a messenger RNA of Trematomus bernacchii (emerald rockcod), 1123 nucleotides long. RefSeq names its product C-x(9)-C motif containing 1 (gene cmc1). Lineage: Eukaryota; Metazoa; Chordata; Actinopteri; Perciformes; Nototheniidae. The transcript is spliced from 4 exons. Gene Ontology annotation, cellular component: mitochondrion. The record is from RefSeq and is a predicted model, not a curated record. The coding region runs from base 105 to 446 and encodes 113 amino acids.
CUAAAGUCUGUGUGUGUGAGUCUGGGAUAUGUAGUUUCUUACGCUGCGUCAGCGGAAGUGUUUUGAGCGGACGAGAGGUCACAUUGGGUUAGUUUUGUAAUGUUAUGAGAAUCAGCACUACAAUGGAGGAAAUUAAAGCAGAUGAGAUCCAUCUGAGACAUGUGGAGACAGAUGUCCUUAUCCCCAAAAUGAUGAGGGAGAAAGCCAAGGAGAUCUGUGUCGAAAAAGUUGAAGCCUUCAACCACUGCUGCAAAGACUCGGGGUUCCUCAUGGUGAUAAAGUGUCGAGAGCAGAACGCAGCACUGAAGGAAUGUCUGACGAUACACUACAAGGACCCUGCGUUCUUCGAGCAGUGUAAGCAGGAGUACAUCAAAGAGAAAAUUGAGUUUUUGACGACAGGGGUCGCAACGAAGAACAGGAAACAAAAACUCCCAACUAGCAUGUAGCUAAUAACAUGAUAGCCUCCCCCCUUUUGAAGGUGCAGAUUGUGACUCUGGUCAGAACCAGCUCCAUGUCCCCCACGGCCAGGUUACAUGCUCAUCUUUAAAGCAUAGCCUGUGCCUUUAUUCAAAUAUGUGGAGUGACUGAAAUCAGUUUGGUGUGCAAGGAAUAUAUCUAAUUAAUGGCUUAUUUUUUUUCUGUAUAUUUGCAAGAUGUUUUCUGUCAGAUUGCCGGAAUGAUCUCCCUCACUUGAUUAAAUCAGCAGCUUUAACAUUAUUGAAUUGAAUAUACAGAUCUGAUCAUACAGUCUCCUCCUGUAUCUACUGUUGUGUUGCCUUUGCUCUGCCUUACAGCUUGGUACAAAUCUGAAGUGUAAAACAUCCUUUGUCAUCAAAAAGGGUUGGUUUCCAAUUAAAGAGUCUUGUACAGCGUAUGUAAGAAACAGAGCAUUGUAACAUGUAUGAUCAUUUUGAAAUGGGCAAUGAUAAAUGACAUUGUAAAUAAAGAUAUUCAGCUGCACUAAAGUGUGUAUCGAUGGUAAAUGACACACACAUCUAGCAUCCUUUGUUUAUUUGAGUUAUUGUCUGUACAACAUAGACGUUUGGACGUUCUUGACACUGUUGGGAAAAUUAAAUGUCCAAGCAUUUGCUGAUUAAAUUGGUUCUUAUCUCUAAUAACAUUU